CAUAUCAAAGGACUUUCCCAUAGCCGAAAUAGGCACUGCAAACCGCACUGCUUGUCGAACCGACUUCACUCAUCUUCUUGCUGACCUUCAUAAGUGACAGAGAGGACCAAUUUGUGUUAUCGCCUGUCGCAUCUACACCUGAUUGUCACUACUACAGAACAAUUCAAGCCUCAUUCAGAGCUCCGGGCGCUUAAGCGCUCGCUCCCCACUAUGUCCUCUCCUAUCGUUGCCAAGCCUCGCAAUGGCUCUGUGAUGGCAGGGAACACCUUCCACGCCAUGGCUGACUCCAACCAGCCCCCAUCUCUUGCAGUUUCAGACGUCCACCAGGCACUCAUCGAUGAGUCGGCUGGAUUAGCGUUUCUCAGGGAUGCUGAAGUGACUGACGUUCUUUGUUACCACCGCGAUGGCACGGGGGGCCAUGAUUAUCUUAUGUUAAGCAUCCGGCUAGGCCAAGGCGCCAUUGUGCUGGCACGGGCUGAGAGGGUUCCGAGCACGCAAGAACGCGGGAUUAUCGGAAUCGUUCUGAAGGGCUCGGCGGCAUGGGAUAAUAUCAAGUUCUCAUAUUAUCCCUCCGCUAUUCGGGGCCCUGGAGAUAUCCCGAUCAUGAUGCUCCGUUGCCACAACGUCAAAUUCGUCCACUGCACCCAGUUGUUUAGCAUCAUCCAUGGUCACUCCCAGGAAUAUCAUGCGAAAAGUUUCAACUGCUGGUGGUUCGCUGCAGCAUUGGUGCUCUGCGUCAUUUAGACCAUAGGAAUGAUUGGUUCAAGUUUCCCAGCAAGGAUUGGAUUAAAGCCGCUGUAAGAAUCGUGGGCAGUGGUACGAAGGAAGUAACGAAGAAUGUGACGCGCGAGUUUCUCUCCCUGUGCAA
This is a messenger RNA of Cantharellus anzutake, 868 nucleotides long. RefSeq lists its product as uncharacterized. The transcript has 3 exons. Lineage: Eukaryota; Fungi; Basidiomycota; Agaricomycetes; Cantharellales; Hydnaceae. The record is from RefSeq and is a predicted model, not a curated record. The coding region runs from base 211 to 744 and encodes 177 amino acids.